Cyclocybe aegerita is the source of this 2775-nucleotide messenger RNA. NCBI's taxonomy places the organism in Eukaryota, Fungi, Basidiomycota, Agaricomycetes, Agaricales, Hemipholiotaceae. The record is from the annotation of a GenBank genome assembly.
AUGAACAACGCCCUCCUCCAUCCACCAAGGGCAUCGACGGACCACCUCCGCCUGGAGAGCUUUAAAACACUCUCACGUCUCCAGCUCAUCUUCGAGUUCAGGCCAUGGCUGGAGUACUCGCGAGAAUACACGCGCCGGCGCGUCAACUCACCGUAUUUCCUCCUCUGGGAUUGUAUCUGCUUCGGCGCUCCGCUGAAUACCCUCCUUGAACUUAUCGGAUCACCGACCCCUCGCCAUCUUGCCGUUACAGCUGACGACUUCGAUUUUGGCCUACCGAUCGCCGAACGCUUGCCUUUUUUUCACAGCUUCAUUCACAGAGUUCAGCUCCUUGAAUCACAAGAGAAAUUGUCCUAUGGGGAAGUGUUGAAAGUGGAGGAUUUUACAGCAGGUUUGAACGCGGGUUUCUUGAGGGUUCUGAACACGAUUAACCGCGUUUUGAACGCACUCUACGAGUCUUAUCCUGGUAUUUUUGCUCUACCUCAUGGGUCAGCCGCAAGACGAGCAAGUCUGAUGCAACAACUAAUUGAUUCAGAACGCGCGCACACAUCCAGACUCACAGUUACAGCAGACUCUGCUGCCAAAUUAUACGAAGACCCAGCAGCCGCUCAUCCCACCUUGGAAGGCUUCAUCAUUAACUGCUCGCGACUAAUACCGUACCACGAUCAUGUCUUGAAGAUCUUAGGCGAGUCUCUCUCGUCAUGCGGGCAGGAAGAUUGGAAUUAUAUUUUUUCUUGCCAUGAUAAGAUUUUCUUAACGAGAAUGAAGAUUUCCUAUCGAUCCAUUUGCGCAAAUUAUUUAACCUUUCACACUUUCCUCAAGACCAUGACCAUUGCACAACAGUCAAGAGCGUUCGCCAGUGACAUUUUACAGAAUUUAUCGACAAUCCUUUCACGUUUCUCUGAAUAUCAAGAUUACCUUCAUGCUAUCCUCAGUGCCACGCCUCCAAAGAGUCGUAGCUCAUACGACGCUCUUUGCACAGUUGCCCUUGAAACAAGUGAUAUUCGCGGCUCGCUGACUGAAGUUGGCCAUGAGUUGCGGACGAUGGCCAGCUUCCAGCUCCUAUGUCCCAGAUUUGUCCCAGAAUACAACCCGCUCGACAAAGAGCCACCUAUGGGCACUUUGUUGCUCGAUGAUUGCCUCAUUAUUGACCCUGAUUCGGGCCAGUACUACUCAGUCUUCCUUUUCGAGACGACAUUACUCUGUUGUGCAGACCACCGACGGAGUGAUGCAAGCUCAUUUAGCGGGAUGCGAUACCCGAUUCGCCCUUGGGAGAUAGGGCCGGCCCUUUCGCAGGAAUAUCAGCUUCAUACCGUCAUGUCGAUUCCGACAAAAAGUCUGAAAGCGUUACAUUGCAUCGACGAAGGUUACUUUCAGAUUACCUGGGGCAACGACUCUGAAUGCUGUAUAACCUUCUAUCCUCUCAUGCCCAAGCAAUAUUCCCAGUGGAUCGCGGUCCUGGAGCCAUUCGUCUCACACGUUACUCAUUCCACUUCCGUACCACACUAUCUAGAAGAACCCGACGGCACGAGUGUUUGCUCAGGCGUGUCUCUCGUCCCAACAUAUGAGGAGGACAAGUUCGACCUAACUCGACGCCGCUCGUCUGCUCGUCCAUGGAGCCUCAUCGGACGGAAAGGGUUCAAAUCGGAGACGUCGUCGCUUGUGGGAGUCGAAAUUGAGGUCAAGGACAGGGAGGACGCGUCCAUCCUCAGCCCGAACAUGCUGCCCGACCUUUUCCGCCCUGAGCUUCCAAGGAGUCCACUCCAUAUCAGCUUUGUGCCGGACGAAGCCGUACCACCUUUGCAGCUAAUGAUGGAGUCACCGGAAGAGUAUUCGCCGCCGGAAUCCAUUAUGUCUGAUGAUAGUCUGCCUGAUCUUACAGGCCAAAUUGUGAAAAUCGAGAGCUUCGCUACAGCUCAUGGUGGAUACUCGGACGUCUGGAGGGCGAUGUGGAACAAAGAAGGCGGGGCGGAAACUCGGGUGGCUGUCAAGGUCCUCAGAACAACAGCUUACGAUAUGGACAUGAGGGAGAAGCUUAUCGAGAGGUUGAACCAUGAAAUGCGGAUAUGGAAAAGUCUUUCACACCCACAUGUCCUAAAACUUUAUGGAACGGUUUCCGAUUUUGGUCCUUACACGUCUAUGGUCUGCCCAUGGCAUCGUUACGGGAACAUCACGAAGUACUUGGAGAGGUCGGGCGAUAUCAUCAGCAUGGAAGACCGUUUGAAGAUGAUAUCUGAAAUUGCGGACGGACUAGCCUAUCUGCACUCAUGUGCAAUCGUCCACGGCGAUCUCACCGGGUCCAACAUUCUGCUCGAUGAUGACCUACAUGUUCAGCUCUGUGACUUUGGGUUAUCAUCACUUCUUCUGGAAGGCUGUCAGGAAGAUAGUGAAUCUGUUCUAUCAGCCUACACAUCCCACCUCGGUGGUUCUGUUCGCUGGGCAGAUUCGUACCUCUUCCGCUCCUUCGAAGAUGACACGGUACCGGUUAUAGGAACUUCGAGUGAUGUUUAUUCUUUUGGAAGCGUAAUGCUCGAGGUUUUGUCUGGGAGGAUGCCCUAUCACUACUUGCGGACUGAUCACCAGGUUGUUAUUCAACUUCACCAAGGCAUAAAGCCUCGGCGACCUGCGACGAGCUUCGUGAACGAUAGCCAAUGGGACCUCAUCCAGCAAUGUUGGAAAGAGCCUCCAGAAAGAAGACCAUCCGCCGAAGAACUGCGACAGUCCACAAGGAGCCUGCUGGACCCCGCUGUACAACAGGUUUUGCGAAAAUCAGCGUGA